AUGGAUUUAUCCUUCAGAUGGCGGCACGAAGUGCGGCUUUGUUCCGGGACCGGUGGAGGGAGCGGCAUUGGCGCCGCCGUGGCUGCUGAACUGUUGGCGCUAGAAUGUAAUGUCGUGAUUGCAUCCCGUAAAAUCGAGCGACUGCGUGAAGCUGCAGAACAAUUUUCAGCGGCACUGGUGGACUCCAAUCCUGCAAAAGUGACGCCAAUUCAGUGUAACAUUCGUAAGGAGGAUGAGGUGAGGAACCUGAUGCAGAAAGUCUUGGAGUUCCAUGGUCGGAUUGAUUACCUGGUGAAUAAUGGAGGGGGUCAGUUCAUCAGUCCAGCCAAACACAUCUCCACCAAAGGCUGGAACGCUGUGAUCGACACCAACUUGACGGGAACAUUCCUCUGCUGCCGAGAAGCAUAUUGCUCCUGGAUGAAAGAGAAUGGAGGGGCCAUCGUCAACAUUCUGGCAGACAUGUGGAAAGGAUUCCCGGGAGUAUCACACACAGGAGCAGCGAGAGCAGCUGUGGACAACCUCACCAAGAGUCUGGCCAUCGAGUGGGCCGACAGUGGGGUACGGGUGAACUCAGUGGCUCCUGGAACGAUUUUUUCAGAAUCGGCUGUGGCCAACUACAAGGAGCAUGGACCUCAAGUGUUCAGAAGUUAUGUCCCCAAAAUUCCUGCCAAGAGACUGGGUGUUCCGGAGGAGGUGAGGUCGCCCGUUGUUUGCUUCCUGCUUUCACCGGCCGCCUCCUUCAUCACUGGUGAGACCGUGAAGGUUGAUGCAGGACAAAGUCUAUACCAGAGCCCCUGGGAGAUUCCUAGUAAGGAUUUGGCUUUCUCUCCCUCUUCAGAGACUCCCUCCCAAAUCACGUAA
This is a messenger RNA of Hypanus sabinus (Atlantic stingray), 861 nucleotides long. It is a transcript of the gene pecr, whose product is annotated as peroxisomal trans-2-enoyl-CoA reductase. The coding region runs from base 1 to 861 and encodes 286 amino acids. Gene Ontology annotation, molecular function: trans-2-enoyl-CoA reductase (NADPH) activity. Gene Ontology annotation, biological process: phytol metabolic process. The transcript has 8 exons. NCBI's taxonomy places the organism in Eukaryota, Metazoa, Chordata, Chondrichthyes, Myliobatiformes, Dasyatidae. Gene Ontology annotation, cellular component: peroxisome. The record is from RefSeq and is a predicted model, not a curated record.